This is a messenger RNA of Leishmania braziliensis MHOM/BR/75/M2904, 1017 nucleotides long. RefSeq lists its product as hypothetical. NCBI's taxonomy places the organism in Eukaryota, Euglenozoa, Kinetoplastea, Trypanosomatida, Trypanosomatidae. Bases 1 to 1017 code for a protein of 338 amino acids. The transcript has a single exon. Gene Ontology annotation, biological process: regulation of cilium movement. The record is from RefSeq and is a predicted model, not a curated record.
AUGGUGUUCAUCGUCGUGAAGGGGACUAGCUACCCAGAUGAGUUCACAGUGGAGCGUGCGCUGACAGACGUGCUCUCCUCGUCGGAGCAGUCGUCGCGGGGAACCGCAGACCUCAGCUCCCCACCUUCUGUGUGUAUGUCUUCUUCUAGAGACACCAUUGUACCAGCCAUUGCGCACAUCCUUAAUAAGCGCCAUCAUGUGCGUCUGAUGCUUAUGUCAGCCCAGGAGCUGGUCACGCUGUGGCCUCAGCAGCAGCGUCGCUUCGAUGACACAGCUAACACAGAGGCAAGGGAGAACCACGAGUUGGACGAAGUCGUAGGGCGCUAUCAAGCUCUCAUCGAUGAACUCAACAGACGACUCAAGGACACAAAGACGCCAGUGUCAGCAAACGAGUUCGACAACGCGGAGCUCGAGCUGCGCACGUUCGCCACGGCCCUGUACCCCUCUCUCUGCACCCACGCAAACGGAUCUGAGGCCGCAGUGGAGCAGCUGUACGCGAAGUAUGAAGACCCUGACCUAGACGAAGAUACGCGCUUGGUCGUAUAUCACUGUCGUGUCCUUCUCGAUUCCGAGUGGAAGGCGAAUGAGCGAGUCAAGGAGGACGAAGCGGCACUGUGGUUCUGCGGAAAGCCGAUGGAGGCAACGCUGGCCAAGUACUGUGGGCGGAACGAAAAGAGCAAAGUUAUUGUUAAAGUAGCGCCGCGGAAGGGGCCGGCCCCGAGUUGUGAGCCACGCAUGCGUUACGAAGAUCAGCGCGCGCUCUACCACGCGAUGUGCCAGCGGCGCGAAACGUACAAGCAGCUGGAUGAUUCGGAGCUGCGCGACCGUGUCGUCCGGCAGUCACGGGGCGCGGAACGCUUACUGUUGGGUGCGACAGCGGCUGCCAGCAGCCUCAGCACAGGGACACCGAUACUGCCGUCGUCGGCCUCUGGAACUUCCAACGCGGCGGCACUGCGCACAGAUGGGCUGCGUCCUAUCUUCUCCCGCAAGGAAGAGCGUGAGCUGCCCAUCUCUUGA